CCAUACAGGUAACUCAGGGGGAAAAAAUAGCGAGCAGUGAAAAAAACCUCCGGGGCUUGCUAUGGAGUGCGUGUAAAAGCAACACGGAUUUCCACCCUUCUUCUUUACCAGUUAAACCAGUAUCUCUGGAUAGAACAUUCUCAAGUUUUGGAACAGGUAGAGUCUUUGAACAAAAACUCUCGUGUCUCCUUUGAAAAAUAAUCUCUUUUCUGUCUCCCGUUUACUUACGAUUGAGUUUCCAGAUCUUUUGUUCGCUCUACUUAUCACUUGGAAAAAGGUGAACCCUCGUGUUAUUUUUAUUUGAUCUUUGCUUUAAUUGUAGUUUUUACCCUUGUGGUCCCUGAUGGCUUCGCACAGUGAUACUCUGGUGGUGUUCUUUGGGGCAACAGCUGGUGCAAAUGGGGGUAAACUGGGUUCGGAUGAAAGGGAAAUAAUUCUCUUGGUGUGGCAAAUUGUGGAUCUACAUGAGAAAAAGGUCGGCAAACUUCAUAGAUGUCUCGUCAAGCCAGACACUUUGGAGUUGACAGACGAGUGUAAGGAAGAGACGGACCUGAUUGUGGACGACCUCACCAAGGCCGACCCCCUGGACAAGGUUCUGCAACAGUUCCAGCAGUCCGUGCAGGCAGAGUUGGAGGAUCUUGGCAGGAAUUCCUUCACACUCUGUGUUGACGGCCCCCAGGUCAUCCGACAGGCCCUCCACCCGGAAGCGUCCAAAAAGAACCUCGUGCUCCCGGAAUGUUUCUUUUCGUUCGUGGACCUGCAGAAGGAGUUCCACAAAUGCUGCCCAAACGCCGGCCCUGGGGAGGACCUCAAUAUCUCCUCCAUGCUGGAGUACCUGGGUCUUUCAAAAGAGCACGUGUCAGAGCACGCGUCCGGGCUGCUCGAUGUGAGGAACAUGGUUCAGCUGGCACUCCACAUCAUGGCAGAGCCUCUCAACCACCGAUUCUCCUGCUUUGAGUCGGUGAAGUACAAGUUUGAGUCGGGCACAUGCAGCAAGACAGAUCCGGUAGACAGUGAGACUGUGAUCCGAGCACGGGGCCUUCCAUGGCAGUCCUCAGACCAGGACAUAGCCCGCUUCUUCAAAGGCCUCAACAUCGCCAAAGGAGGGGUGGCCCUGUGUCUGAACGCACAGGGCAGGAGGAACGGGGAGGCGUUGGUUCGCUUCGUGAACGAGGAGCACCGGGACCUGGCCUUGGAGCGCCACAAACACCACAUGGGUAGCCGCUACAUCGAGGUAUACAAGGCAACCGGGGAGGAAUUCCUUAAGAUCGCUGGAGGCACAUCCAACGAGGUGGCCCAGUUCCUGUCCAAGGAGAACCAGGUGAUCAUCCGCAUGAGGGGGCUCCCCUUCACGGCUACGCCCCAGGACGUGCUCUCCUUCCUGGGCCCCGAGAGCCCCGUGACGGACGGCGCCGAGGGCCUGCUCUUCGUCAAGUACCCCGACGGCCGGCCGUCGGGCGACGCCUUUGUGCUGUUCUCCUGUGAGGAGUACGCCCAGAACGCCCUGCGCAAGCAUAAGCAGAUCCUGGGGAAGAGGUACAUCGAGCUGUUCCGGAGCACCGCCGCCGAGGUGCAGCAGGUGCUGAAUCGCUACAUGUCAGCACCGCUGAUCUCCACGCUGCCGCCGGCGCCCAUUUUGCCAGUUAUGGCCACGCCCCCCUUCCUGGCCACGGCCAACACGCGGGACUGCGUGCGCCUGCGUGGCCUGCCCUACACGGCCGCCAUCGAAGACAUCCUGGAGUUCAUGGGGGAGCACACGGUGGACAUCAAGCCGCACGGAGUCCACAUGGUUCUCAACCAGCAGGGCCGUCCCUCGGGCGACGCCUUCAUCCAGAUGAAGUCCUCUGACAAGGCCUUCAUGGUGGCCCAGAAGUGCCACAAGAAGACCAUGAAGGACCGCUACGUGGAGGUGUUCCAGUGCUCCACGGAGGAGAUGAGCAUCGUGCUGAUGGGAGGGACCCUCAACCGCAGCGGCCUCUCUCCCCCGCCCUGCAAGCUGCCCUGUCUCUCCCCCCCCACCGCCUACGGAGCCUUCCCCAGUCCGGCCAUGUUGUCGGAGGCGGGGCUCUACCAGCCCCCCCUGAUGGCGUCCCCCCGACCUCAGCCCCAGCACAGCGGCCACUCGCCCACCCCCGCCCUGGCCUACUACCCCCCCCAGCCCCACCUCUACAUGAACAUGAACUACACUGCCUACUAUCCCAGCCCCCCGGUCUCUCCCUCCACGGUGGGCUACUUCGCCGCCCCCCCCGGCGCCAUGGCCUCGGCGGUGUCCCAGUCCCACCACCCGGGCAGCGCGGCCGCCGCCGCCGCCCACGCCCACCACGCCCACGCGGCCGCCGCCGCCGCCGCCCACGCCCACCACGCCCACCCUGGCUCCUCCCCCAUGAUGGCGUCAGCCCACGGCUCCCUGGUGCGCAUGCAGGGGCUGCCCUACAGCGCCGGGGUCAAAGACAUCCUCAGCUUCUUCCAGGGCUACCAGCUUCCACCAGAGGGCGUCAUUGUCCUGUACAACCUCAGUGGCCAGUGCAGUGGUGAGGCACUCGUAGCCUUCCCUAGCGAGGAGCUGGCUGGGCAGGCUGUGCUGGAGCGCUCCCACCACCUCCUCUAUGGCCACCCCAUCCGCCUGGCCUUCUGUACCUGACCCCCCCCCCCCAUUCUUCCACAAACCCCCCUAACCCCCACGCUAGCUAUCAUCGCCAUGGGGAUCCAUCCAGCGGUUUCCCGUGACCCGCCUUCUGUCGCUCCAAGUCUGCUUUCUCCCAGUGUACGAUGUACGUAAAGUACUAGAACUUUUGUUUCAUUUCAAAUGUUAGCCAGACAGAACUUGCUGUAAGCCCAACCAGAACCAUCGCUUGAACACGUUGGUCCGAUAUCAAGAGUUUUGGUCCGAUAUCAAGAGUUUUGGUCCGAUAUCAAGAGUUUUGGCUAUCUUGUCCUUCGGGGUCGGAGAGGGAUGUGACCGGUGGCCAUUUUGUCUGUUGCUUGGAAUUUAUAACAAAAGGACAAUUUGCAUGAAUUUCACUGGCGGUGCACACUAGAGACCGAUGUCAGCGUCUAGGAUUUAAAUAUGAAAAGAUUAUGAUACUAAAACCAUAGUCCUUUUGGAAACCGCCCCUCUGCUUUGAAAGGCCAUAUCUUUAGUUAGUGUUUUGCAGUGUGACUCUUGGCCAUGCAAAAAAAAUUCUAUGCUUACUUAUUUUCUGUCUUCCAAGCUUUGAGCUCCAUGUAUGUGCCUGUAAUUUGCUAAUAUAUAACAGUUAUGUGCCUUCGAUUUUGAUACAAGUACCGCAAGGACUUCCUGUACAGCCAAUGAAAAAAGCCAUAUCGUCCACUUCGGAUUUGUACUACUGACCUAGCCAGUGGAGGGAAUGCAAGUGUCUUGAGCUAGCUUCAAGUUCACCUAGCCCCGUUUCCCCUUGGGUGGAGUGUCUGAAUGCUGUAUAAUUGUUUUUGUUUCUUUAUGUUCUGCUUGAUGUAAAAAGCAUUGACGUAUGGCAUACUGCCAUCCAAAUUAGACCAAUAAGCACUGUAGUUGUAAACAAAGGGAACCAACUGUUGACUCGUAUGGCGCAAUCAAUCGAUUCUAUUAUUGGAUGGAUUGUUCUUUGCAGAAGUGGAGUUUUUGUGUUUAUUUAAAUGUGAAAGUACGGAGACAUAUCCAGAGAUGGUUGAACUUGGCCACGCCUCUUCUGUUCAUUGUGUCUAUUUAUGUAGAUUCAAAUUGUACCGCACUCUAGAUCCAUAUCUGCGUUUUGGCAAAACAAAAAACAUGCGUAUAGCUGUGUAUGAUGCUACUGAUGUGUUCCAAGGAUGCAGAUCAUGUUUAUUUUUUUGUUUCCUUGUCUUUUCUGUGACUACAAUCCCAGAGUGCAGUACUGGCCCGCAUAUGCGGCUCGGCUGAUCUCUGGUGGCAAGAGAGAGUGGAUUUUGUUUUCUUGGGCACAAGUUUGGGACUUGUUCAGAUAAGAGUUUAGAAGUGUAUAAAAAAAAUUAACAAUAAAGAUGUGAUAUCAAUUU
Molecule: messenger RNA, 4017 nt
Organism: Gadus macrocephalus (Pacific cod)
Lineage: Eukaryota; Metazoa; Chordata; Actinopteri; Gadiformes; Gadidae
Gene: esrp2
Product: epithelial splicing regulatory protein 2
Exons: 15
Coding region: 344-2641 (765 amino acids)
Biological process (GO): regulation of RNA splicing
Cellular component (GO): ribonucleoprotein complex; nucleoplasm
Molecular function (GO): mRNA binding
Source: RefSeq, a predicted model, not a curated record